AUGUCUACGAACUCGGAGUUCAUCAAUCUGUCAUUUUUAUUAGAUCAUGAGAAGGAAAUGAUCCUGGGAGUCUUAAAGAGAGAUGAAUAUUUGAAAAAAGUAGAAGACAAGAGAAUAAGGAAGCUGAAAAAUGAGCUCUUAGAAGCAAAACGUAGAAGUGGAAAGACUCAGCAGGAAACCAGCAGAGUCUGUGUUCACUGUCAAAGAAACCUGGGCCUAAUCUUUGACCGGGGAGACCCAUGUCAGUCCUGCUCCCUUAGGGUGUGCAGUGACUGUCGGGUAGUGGGACUGGAUGGCAGCUGGAAGUGCACUGUCUGUGCCAAAGUCGCGCAGCUAAGAAUUAUAACUGGAGAAUGGUUUUUUGAAGAAAAGGCAAAGCGUUUCAAGCAAGUCAAUGUUCUGGGCACUGAUGUUGUCCGACAGUCCAUCUUAAGAAGAAGCCCAGGAGCAGAGGAAAUACAAAGCCAAGAGCAAUCCCGACAGAAUGCAGAAAAGUCUGACACUUCAUCUAUUGGACAGAAGGCCAGCCAUGAUGGGCCAAAGAGAAAGGGAUUUCUUCUUAGCAAGUUCCGAUCAGCAACUAGAGGAGAAAUCACAACUCCAAAAACUGAAAGUGGUCGGAGUUACAGCUUGGAUUUAGACAGUCAAACUUUUCGGGGAUCAAAGUCAGCCCCCGGUUCAGACAGGGGAAGCACUGCUUCAUCAGAUCUCAUUGAUCAGGAGACUGGACCUGGGAUCCCAAAAAGCUUCCGGAGCAAUGGUAUAGUCUUGGUCACUCAGAGAUCACCAGCCCCAAGUACACGCAGCACUUCUUCAGUCAGCAGUAGAGAACAUGGUUUUGAAAAUUCCGUGGGUUUGGCUGCGCUUGAAAGCACCUCUGAAAACCUCACAAAGAGCCACCGCAGAAAUACUUCGGGCACACCUUCCAUAGCAGUGUCUGGGGCCUCGGUUUGCUCAGACCAGAGUCGAUCUGAGUUAGAUUUGAGUGGGUCUUUUACAGAAGACUUAGAAGAUACAGAAAGUGUAAGAAGCAGAUCUGUCCCUGGAACUUUAGACAAUGAUUUGAACUCCUUCGAAGAGAUUGAAGAAGGUGUUGAUGACAGAGCAUCGUCCCAGUUUUCUGCAAACACCCACAGUCUGGCAAGUGGCCUAUCAACUAAUUCUCAAGCAGUCUCUGACAGGAAGUGGACCUACCUAAAUGUGCCUGAUGCUGAUUCAGACACUACCAGCCUUAACAGCAUGAUGAGUGUUUACAGUGAAACAGGAGACUAUGGUAAUGUGAAGGUCAGUGGUGAAAUCCUUCUCCACAUCAGCUACUGCUACAAAACUGGCGGGCUCUACAUUUUUGUCAAGAAUUGCAGAAAUCUGGCCAUAGGAGAUGAAAAGAAACAGAGGACAGAUGCUUAUGUCAAGUCAUACCUUCUUCCAGACAAGUCUCGAAACAAUAAGCGCAAGACCAAAAUCAGAUCAGGCACCAAUCCAGAAUUCAAUGAAACACUGAAGUAUACCAUCAGCCACACCCAGCUGGAAACAAGAACUCUGCAGCUCUCAGUCUGGCACUAUGAUCGUUUUGGACGUAAUUGCUUCCUCGGAGAGGUGGAGAUUCCUUUUGAUUCAUGGAACUUCGAAAAUCCAAGCGAUGAAUGGUUUGUGCUUCAACCCAAGGGAGAGUUUGCUCCUGAUGUUGGCCUUCAGUACAAAGGAGAACUGACAGUUGUUUUACGGUACAUUCCUCCAGAGGAGAACAUGAUGUUUCCACUAAGACAACUUCAAGGAAAGAAAUCCUUUAAAAAGGGGAAGAAGAAAGAGUCACCUGUAAUCUCUGGAGGAAUACUUGAAGUGUUCGUCAAAGAAGCAAAGAACUUAACAGCAGUGAAAUCAGGAGGCACUUCUGACAGCUUUGUGAAGGGUUACCUGCUCCCUGAUGAUAACAAAGCCACCAAGCAUAAAACUAUGGUCAUAAAAAAGAGUGUUAACCCUCAAUGGAACUAUACAUUCAUGUUCAGUGGCCUGUAUCCUCAGGAUAUAAAGAAUGUUUGCCUAGAACUUACUGUCUGGGACAAGGAAGCCUUUUCUAGCAACAUCUUUCUUGGAGGAGUUCGUCUGAAUUCUGGAAGUGGUGUGAGCCAUGGGAAGAAUGUGGACUGGAUGGACUCUCAAGGGGAAGAGCAACGCCUUUGGCAGAAGAUGGCUGCCAACCCUGGGAUGCCCGUAGAGGGGGUACUCAUGCUCCGUUCCAGCAUGGGGAAGUGCAGGCCCUGA
Messenger RNA from Dipodomys ordii (Ord's kangaroo rat), 2262 nucleotides. RefSeq names its product synaptotagmin-like 5 (gene Sytl5). The transcript is spliced from 17 exons. Gene Ontology annotation, biological process: exocytosis; intracellular protein transport. Gene Ontology annotation, cellular component: exocytic vesicle; plasma membrane. NCBI's taxonomy places the organism in Eukaryota, Metazoa, Chordata, Mammalia, Rodentia, Heteromyidae. Bases 1 to 2262 code for a protein of 753 amino acids. The record is from RefSeq and is a predicted model, not a curated record. Gene Ontology annotation, molecular function: phospholipid binding; small GTPase binding; neurexin family protein binding.